CUGAAGCGCUCUUUUCAAUAAGAAAAAGAAUCACUUCUAUUUGUCGCUGUAAAAAAACGUCAAAAUUCAAUCAAUAACAAAAAAUGGUCAAUUCUCAAUUGAUUUUCUUUUUCAACAAACAAAUUUGAAUGUGAAAAAAGUAAAUGUGCGUAAAAUGCGAUAGAUCGGUAUUUUGGCUGCUGUGUGUUUGCACUUUUUUAAACGAAACAUUUUAAUUCUCAAACAAACAUAGUUCGUUGGCAAAAAAAUCGGCGCCGAUUUAUGAGAAAAUCGGUGACGUAAUCGGCGACCUAGGAAAUUGGUUUGAAAAGAUCGGCACCGAUUGUAAUCGUCCACCGAUCACAAAAGAAUCGGUUACAAUCGACAGCCUAGGAAAUAGCACCUUUAUAGCUGAGUGCAAGAAAUUGAAAAGUGACAUUACGAAUAUCACCCAAGAAGAACGAGAUCACGAUAUGCAGCAAGAUGAUUUCAUAAUAUCGUAUUCUAGAAAUAUUCGUAGGAACUCAAUCGAAAGUGAAUUUGAAUCCGAGGUCUCUCGUUUCUUAUGUGAAAUUUGGAAUGACAACUCAAUUUUGGACGAGUAUCCACAUAAUCAAAAGCUCGUCGUACACGGAAUGGGUAUCAAAUCAAAUCCAGAAAUAUCAAUCAUAAAAGGAUUAAAUCGAGAUACACAUCGAUUGCAUCGUAUUUUCGAGGCAAACUUGAAUUCAUUGGAGUGUGGAAAUGAACCAGCUGUCAUUUUCGGCAAUUGUUGCGACGAGGAUUGCCAGCUCACCUACAAUCAGCUCAAUCAGACCGCAAAUCAACUAGCCGCCGUGUUACUUAAUCGAAUCAGCACGAGCGAAUUGGAACCGAAUUCCGAUGGUGAUUGGAUUAUUGGCGUGUGCAUGCCUCCAAGCGAUGAACUCAUCAUCACUUUGUUGGCCAUUUUGAAAACGGGUGCCGCGUACUUACCCAUCGACGUAAAGUUUCCCAGAAGUCGCAUUGACCACAUUCUGCGGGAAACGGAACCGACUCUCGUCAUUUACGAUAACGAUGCGGUUGGUCGCAGUUUAUUCUGCAAUGCAAACGCUUCUUCAUAUUCCUUUUUCAAAGGUUUGUUAAUGGACCAUGAAGAUACAAAUAUAUCCGAUGCGCGAAAGCUGCAAUCGGCUAGCGGUGGACACUUGGCUUUGGUCCUCUACACAUCUGGUAGCACUGGAGUUCCAAAAGGUGUUCGACUGUCGCAUGCCGCGCUCAUGAAUCGAUUGCAAUGGCAAUGGGAAACGUUUCCAUACUCAUCAACCGAAUCGAUUGGUAUAUUCAAAACAGCAUUGACUUUCGUUGAUUCAAUAUCGGAAAUUUGGGGCCCAUUGUUGACCAAGAGAGCCAUAUUGGUCGUUUCGAAGAGUGCCACGA
Messenger RNA from Sitodiplosis mosellana (orange wheat blossom midge), 1398 nucleotides. RefSeq names its product beta-alanyl-bioamine nonribosomal peptide synthetase ebony-like. The record is from RefSeq and is a predicted model, not a curated record. The transcript is spliced from 3 exons. The annotation marks the transcript as partial. NCBI's taxonomy places the organism in Eukaryota, Metazoa, Arthropoda, Insecta, Diptera, Cecidomyiidae.